Molecule: messenger RNA, 585 nt
Organism: Emiliania huxleyi CCMP1516
Lineage: Eukaryota; Haptophyta; Isochrysidales; Noelaerhabdaceae
Exons: 2
Coding region: 1-585 (194 amino acids)
Biological process (GO): DNA repair; regulation of cyclin-dependent protein serine/threonine kinase activity; regulation of transcription by RNA polymerase II
Cellular component (GO): transcription factor TFIIH holo complex
Source: RefSeq, a predicted model, not a curated record
AUGUCCCGCGACGAGGAGCGCUGGCUCGCGCUCGAGCGCGACUACCGGCGGCAGGUGCGCAAGGCGUACUAUCGUCGCGAGGAGGACUUUGCGACGCUCGUCCAGUACAACGACUACCUCGAGGAGGUCGAGGAGAUUGUGGCCGGGCUGGUCGACGAGAAGCAGCGGCCGGCGACACGCGCGAGACUGGACAAGCUGCGCGCCGCCGACCCUUCGCUCACCGCGCACAAUCGCGCGCGGCUCGACGAGGACCGCAACGCCAUGUCGGCCGCUGUAGAGGCUGAGCGGCGCGAGGCGCAGCAGCGGGCGGCGCAGCGGCUGCAGGAGGCGAAGGAGGCGGCGGAGGAGGAGGCACGCGCAAAGGCGGAGCUGCAGGACGAGGUUGCCGCCGGCAAGACGAGAGAGGAGGCGCCAAAGCUGAUGACGGCGUCGGCGUUCCUUCCGCGCGAGGCCUACGAGGACGCGCCCGCGGAGAUGUCGGCCAUCUGCCGCGCAGGCGGGCACUCGGAGAAGAUAUGGCGGCAACGGUACGAGCAGGAGGCGUUCGGCGCGACCGGGCUCUGGUUCGAGCUACCGGCGGCGUGA